UAGCUUGUUUCAGAAAAUGGGAAGUUGGCAGUGGAGUACAACUAUCCUGAGAAAGACCUCAUUGACUGUGUAUCAGAAGACGAACUCAGGGGUCUCAUUCAGGUAACUGAAUUGUCAUUUUUACAGCUGGACCCUCUGGGAGAAGAAGAGGUCUUGUGCAAUUUUAAUAUGGAUGGAGAAUAGCAGAUUAUGGACACCGAUUCUGUUUUCUUCUUGCUGAUCUGGAAGGGUGUCCUGUCCUGUCCAUUAUCCAUCCUGGAAAUUGGUUCUCCUUGUUUUUAGAGCAUUUGGGUGAUGAAGCUACGAAAUGCAAGCUAUCGAUCAGAAGAUAAUACUCUUCCAAGAAAAAACUGAUUACCUAUUUAUAAUCAGUGAUGGUUGGAAAAGCAGUGUUAUUUUUCUGGUUUAUAUAUUUUUCUAAUAAAUGGCUUACUGAUAGAAAAUAUGACUUGACUAUAUAUGUUUCAUAUGCAGCAAAUGUUUUCAAUAAAUUGGAUAGCAGUUUUGUAUCAUAAAUAUCCAAUUAUUGUCUUCCACCCCCAAAUCACUGGAAGUGAGGGAAUGGGCCAGUAAAAAUAGAACUGUUGAAAAGAAAGAAAGAAGCAAGAGACAACUUUUUCCCUUUCUUUUCCAGUUACUGUUUCCUUUUCUCUCUCAAGUUUUUACCUCAGCUUUCUCUCUAGUGCAGCUCCUACUCAUCCUCAUCUCAUUCCACCCUAUUGUAUUCUUGUCAGAAGUAAGGAAAAAUAUCUGGGGGUGCUAUGGUCAGUAUGCUUGUGUUUGUAAGAGAGAGAGAGAGAGAGAGGUUUCUAUAUGUAAGAAUAGUCAGUGGAUAUUGAUUGAGAUCAAAAUAUUAUAAAUGGGACCAUACUAUUUUACAGACAAGAAAUUUAAAUUGGUUAUUAAAUAAAAUAAUUAUUUUUGUGCUGCAUCCUCCCUUUUCUUCAAAAGUAGAUUUUGGGAGGGUGUGUGUAUCAAUAACCAUAGCAAAUCACUCGCAAAAUGAUGUGAUAAUUUAAUCACCCCAAAGCCUCCAGCAAUCAUUUACUGCUUUUCAGUUUAACUCUUCUUUGAAAAAGUCUUUUUAUGGAAAUCAGGCUUAUGUCUCUGAUUAAGAUCAAGUUGUUCUGGAUAGCAUUUUAACUUAUUUGGGAUGAUUUUUUUUGUUCUUUGUCACUUUUAAUAUUCUCAAGGUUUGUUUUUAGAUUUACUAUUGGUAUUGUAAAUUAUCCCACUGAUAGUACUCAUCUAAGCCUCCAAGAAUUGGGCUGCUAUGAUACAAAUGCAAUAAAUAAAUUAGGUGCAAAGGAAGAAAGCUAGAUGUUGCACAUGAAGUUUCUGUUUAUAAUUUAUCUUCCCUUCUGAGAAUGAUUAUGUAGUAUUGCAGGCUAACUCUGUGCAUAGUCUGGAGUUCAGUCCUGAUGGGUUCAAGGUUGACUCAGCCUUCCAUCCUUCUGAGGUUGGUAAAAUGAGGACUAGAUGGUUGGGGGCAAUAUGCUGACACUGUAAAGUCAGAAUGCUGUAUAGUACUGUGGAGCAGUAUAUAAGUCUAAGUGCUAAUACCCUCCUUCCUCCAUUAAUCCCCCUUAUUUCGAGCCUUAGAUAAUUUGUAGUGAUGUCUUUUAUUAGCUGUAGAAUGCUGGCCAGGUCUUACAAUCUGAUUUUCCACUUGAAAUAUAUGGUAUUCUCCACUGUGGCUCCGACCCAAAAAAAUUAAUCACAAAUAUCUGAGUGAUCUCAUGAAAUCAACUCAUUAUCUAUAAAAGAGACCCUACCGAUAUUGCCAUGGUUCUGGCAAUUCUAUGAUGUCAGGAAUCAUGAUAAAAUGAUGUCACAACAAAUGGAGCCCUUGGAAUGCAGUGGUCUUUACCACCAGCAGCCUCAUUGUGCAACCUCCAUUUGGAAUGAUGUGGAUGUGGUUGCUUGGUAACUAUAUAGAGUCACUUCCAAGGCUGGAUGCCAUUUUCCAAGGCAUCCUUUACUGGGUCACAUGAGAAAGAUGGGACAGGUUGCGGCCUCCGCUACCCUCCUUUUCUUCCUUGGAACUCUAUUGAUGCCUAUUAGGCGGUUGGAUGCAGCGAUACAGCCGUGCCCAGCCUCAUGCCAUUGUACGUUAAAAAUCCUCAACUGCAGCAGGACUAUCAAUUUUCCUAGUCUCGACCAUGUGCCUGUUCCGGAGCCAUUCAGUCAUCCCUAUGUUUUUGUCAUGCUGGAUUUUACUGGAAACACAAUUUUUUCCAUGAAUAAACGGGUGUGGUGGGCCUAUCCUUGGACUGAAUACUUGAUUCUCAAGAACAAUCACUUGCACAGACUGGAUAAUACGUCUCUAGAUGGCUUGCUUUCACUCACACAUCUGGAUGUCUCUCAUAAUCAAAUCCAGACCAUUGAGAAAAAUGCAUUUGAACCUGUUCCACUUCUGCAAUCUAUCAAUCUCAGUGGCAACCAUAUUUUGCGGAUAACGCAGGGGGCCUUUCAGGCUUGGCACGGGAUGCAGUUUCUAUCCAAGUUGAUUCUCAACCAUAAUCCACUGAGAGAGAUUGAGGAUUCUCAUUUCUACAAAUUGCCCUCACUGAAAUUCCUGGACCUUGGUUCCACAGAAAUAACCACAGACAUACUAGAGAAUUUGCUCAAAAUCUCCUUAAAACUGAAAACUCUUAUUUUGCCUAGGAAAAUGUCCUGCUGCCUUUGCAAAAAUCAGGAUACCAUUGAAGCCUCAUCUAAUACCAUCAAGCUGGAUUGCACCAAUAGAUGUGUGUCAAACAUUAUUGAUUAUGAGAAAGAGGAACUUUGGGGAACCAUGCAAGAUGAAGUAAAGAAAGUACUGGAAACCAGAAAAUUAAAUUCUACCAACAUAUUAAAUAUUAUCUCUGAAAAACCUGAACAUUAUAAUGUCACUCUGUCACUCUUAAUGACCCAUGGGCGUACUCAUUUAGGUAUCCAUUUUCAUAAACACAGACCACAUAUUUUAAAAUCAGCCAUCAGAUUAAGUAAACUCACCCCUGAUGAAUAUGUGGAUGUGAAGUGGUCUGAUAAAAACGAGCUGAAAAAGCUGUACAAGUUAACAAAGUUGCUACUGGUAGCUCUCAAAGCAAAAUUAGCAGAAAGCGAACAGGAGACUCAAGCGUUGGAGAUCCAAAAGGAAUUGCCUACAGAAAUUUCAGAAGAUUAUGGUAACAUCAUCCUGAGCACUAAAAGCCAUCGGAAAAGAUUUAAGGAACACCUGAAAAGGGUAAAGAGAGAUCAUUGGAUUGGGAAAAAUCCAGAGGAAAAAGAAUUAUUUCUCAGGUUGCUCAGAGAAAACGUAGAAUUUGCAAAAACCACUGGAAAACUUGCAGGAGAGCAAAGAAAUUUUGCUUUGUAUACCAUGGCAGAAAAAUUGGGGACGCUAUCAAGGGAACUGGAGCUUCAGAAGGCUGCUUCCUUUAACAGGCUUCUUCAAGCAGCACUUCAUUCCUUAAAGAACUGCUCCAUUUUUCAUCUUCCAACUAAGCUGCCUCCUUUGACUGCUUCUGUUGUGCUUGAUGACAGUGCUGAGGAGUCAGAAACUUUGAAUAAACUCUCGCCUGAUAUAACAUUGUCUCAUAAGACACAUUGGAAACAUCAUGAACAAAUCACCUCUACUUCCCCUUUGCUUCAUCUUUUGGGAGACACUGCUGAUAAUUUGAUUCAGGAUGAACUCAAUAAAAUUGAGUUGAACAAGGGGUUGGCAUCUAUCUUUCCAAGUAAGCCUAUCAGGAAACUUAUUUCCCUCAUGAUCCAUAUCAUGAAUGUGACCUGCAGAGAGUCCAAUAUCCAGAUGGCUUGUGCUAAAUUAAGCUCUAGAAUAGAUCUUCUCAUGAAAGACUUCAAUGUGAAAAGUAGCCAGGAGACACCUGCUCUAUGGAACUUCUACUUUUCGCCCCCUAAGAAUGUAAAUGAUAUGAUUGCAGCAAGCUCCAGAAAAAUGGAUAAACUUUCUGAUGAGAUACCAAGGCAGGGAAUUUCACAAUCUAGGUAUUACAAAAAGUUGAUGCUGGGUAUUUCGAUGGCAACAACGAUGGUGGUUAUUGUUGAAAUAAUUGUUUUGAUUCAGUAUGUCAGGAGCAAUAGAAGAGGAAACAAAGGCACUUCAAAGAAAGUAAGUUCAAGAGAGGAAGAUGAAGAAAACUUAUUAUACUUUGAUCAUAUUUAGCUUGAACAGAGUUGUAUAUCAUCUAAACCACUGUACAAUUUUCUUUUGUGGUUUAUAUUGAAUAGUAAAUAUAUUAUCUGACUUGUAUUUUUUUAUUGCUAUCCUUAUCCUAAUACUUAAAAACAUUUUAGAAUAGCCAUUAUCCCAUUGGGAACAACUGCAAUUCUGUUGGGCUAAGGUUCUUAUUACUCAUGGCCAUGGUGACUAUCAUUGAUAAAAUCUACAGGUUUCCUGGUGCCAGAAAGAUGUUUUACAACUGUGUAGAGCCUUCACAUGAUGUUUGUAUGGAGCCAAGAUUACCUUCAUCAUUUUUUAUUGCAUCUUUAUAAAAUGUUCAAUAAUAUUUACAGGUUCCCAAAUCACAAUACAAUAUCAGAUCUGUGCAUACCUGUAACUAUAAUUAUAACUAUAAAUUAUAACAUAAAAAGUAGCAGGGAGUGAAAUAAAACUCAGUGCAACUAAGAACCUACAACAUUUAAAGUGCAAAAUAAAAACGGGAUAUUAAAAACGCUGGGGAAUAAAACAAUAUUCACUUGAAGGCAAAAUAACAGAAUUAACUUUAUAAGACUAUUCUCCUUUUUUAGUGAGAAUACUCUAUUUUCCCUCCUUCAUUUGUCAGGAGCACCUGAAAACAACCUUUGAGAAGGCUUCCAUGAUUCAAACUGAGAUGUGAUAUUUCUAAAAUGUUGGUCUCAAUUCAAAAGAACACUGGAUGUUGAGCCCAAAAACAUUCUGUGCAGCUAAUAAAUCAGUAAAAUGGCAAAUUGCUCAGUCUCCAAAAAUCUUGUAGCAUUAUUUUGGCCAACUGAAAUUUCAAGACCAAGGUUGAAGAAUAGGCCAGUUGUCACUUGCAGGAAAUAUGAGAACUAGCUUAUCAGCCAGAGGUGAUGAAGAAUGUUUAUUUCUUGUCACGGAGGAUGCUCAAGCUUUUAGGGGCAACAUUGGAUCAGGAAGCUCUGCGAUAAUCCCAUUCAGAACUAAAUGAAUACUUUUAAGCCAGCAGUCCCCAACCUUUCAGGCUCUGCAGACUGGUGGGAGGGAGGGGGAGGGAGAGGGGAUGGUAUUGUGCAUGCAUGUGCCAUUUGUGCGAAAGCACCUUUUUGCAUUUGCGCACUUUCCAACUGCUUGGGCGGCCCAUUUCCCAAAAAGGGUUGGUGAGCAUAUACACAUACACACCAUAUUAUAAAUUCUUGAGAAUAUUCGUAGCUCCAGUUGUAGGUUUCAGCAGUGGUUUGUUCUCUAAGCUUGCUCCCAGACUAGGUAAUAUCUUCAGUGGGGUUUCGGAUAAAAUGUGGUGCACAAAAUUCAACUGGGGAGGAGGUGGACAAUUCUGUCGCUGAUUAGUGAUUUGGGUUUGGUCCAUUUCCUUAUUGGUUUAAUAUGCCGGUUCAAAGUCAAAGUGUUGUUGAUGGAUCCAUUGGUACAGUACCAGGUUUCAAUGAAUUUGUGUGCAUGAUGGGUUUUGGUGUGGCCAAUGAUUUCACCCCAGUUGAAAAAGAGUUGUUCACUGUCAGUGUGGUUGGAGAUCAGGGUUUUGGGUCGUGCUGCUUAACUGCCAGCUAAAGCUCAUGAAUUCUGGUUUUUAAUCAUCAUCCUGUUUGUCCGAUAUAGAACUGGUUACAAUUUUUGCAGUUGACUGUGUAUAUUAUGUUGUUGCUGUUUCCUUUCCGUGUUCUGCCUUUGAGCUUUGUUAGUUCUUGUCUGAGAGUGAAAGUGGGUUUGUGUACUAUGGUUAUUCUGCAGUAGUCUGGUGGUCACAUCUGAUGUUCCUUUCAUGUAUGGCAGGACUUGUUUCCACGUUGCGUCUCGCAAAAUGUUGAAAAAGUGUUUCUCCUCUGCUUCUCUUAGGUAUUUCGUGCUAUAGUGUGUUUUGGCUCUCUUAAAGCAGGUCUGGACACAGCUCCUUUUAUGUGCCUUGGGGUGGUUGCUUGUGAAGUUUGUGAUUUGGUUAGUGUUCAUGGAUUUCUGGUAUACACAAAUUAUCAGUUCACCAUUUUUCUGUCUCUUUAUAUCCAUAUCAAGGAAGGGGAGACGUUAGUCUUUUUCUUCCUUGCAGGUAAAGCUGAUAGCACACAAAUCCAUUUUCACUCUCAGACAAGAACUAGCAAGAUCAAGGACAGCUUUUUCCUAUAAAAAAAUGACUAUCCCAGUAAUAAAAAAACACAGACUAUCAGUUAACGGCAGUGGAGAUAGGGAGUCGCAAAAAGACCCAUUCUAGAAGGAGAUAAUGAACAGUUUAGAAGAAAAUUUUACUUAUUUAGAAAAUAAUAUAAUGUAAAACUUACAUUAUGAAAUAUAUAUUAAAUAUUAACUCUGGUUGGUGAUAUCUGUACAAAAACAAUAUAAAAAAAAUCAGUCAAAUAAAGCCAAUACAAGAAACAAAUAACAAAAACAUACUAUAAAAAUUCCAUAAAACAAGCAUAUACAUACAUUAGGCUCCUAGAUUGUGCUUCUAAUGCUUGAGGAAAAGCUCAAGUUCAAACAAUCUUCUGUAGGGGUUUAUUUAAUUUAUAGCUAAAUGUCCUAUGCAAACCUUCACAGUAUCAAAAUCACACAAGGGUUGGCUCAGUGUAGAAAAACUUUCCAGUUUUGGUCAUGAUUCAGUCCUGCAGUUAAAGAUCCAACUGCAGGGGAGGGCCAACUUAAACUUUGUAGAAUCUAAACUGAGUUUUACAAUGUUGUUAAAAUUAACCAGCUGGAAUCAAGUGCAAAACUGACUCUAAAAGAGUAGUUUCAAAUGAACUUUGUAAGUCAUGCCCUGACCUAGACUCAACAUUAUUAUAACUCAAUAAUAAAGCAACCACUUAAUUUAAACCCAAACAUAGCUAUUGUUAAAAUAAUUGGAACUAAAUCUUGUGAGAAGCUAGCCAUGUGUAAAUAUCCACAUUACACAGAAAUUAGC
Molecule: messenger RNA, 7073 nt
Organism: Crotalus tigris (Tiger rattlesnake)
Lineage: Eukaryota; Metazoa; Chordata; Lepidosauria; Squamata; Viperidae
Product: leucine-rich repeat-containing protein 37B-like
Exons: 13
Coding region: 1991-4171 (726 amino acids)
Molecular function (GO): protein binding
Source: RefSeq, a predicted model, not a curated record